AUGAACUCCUUGAUCGUCGUGUUUCUGCUGUGCGCAGUGGCGUACUGCCAGGCGUCCGUGUGGGGCCUGGGGGCCACCCUGGUGGGGCCCGCCAACCCGGGCGCCGCCCUCGUGGGGCCCGCCGCCCACGCCGCCCUCAGGGGCCCAGACGGUAGCCACAUCGUCGCCUCAGCGCAGGCCGGCGCCUUGGGGGCCGCCCCCAUCGCUGGCGGUGUUGUCAGUGCCGCUGUAUCUCCCGGAGUUGUGGGGGUUGGCGGUUUGGGUCUUGGAUGGGGCGGUUUGGGACAUGGCGCCAUCUGGUAG
Messenger RNA from Brassicogethes aeneus, 303 nucleotides. The record is from the annotation of a GenBank genome assembly. NCBI's taxonomy places the organism in Eukaryota, Metazoa, Arthropoda, Insecta, Coleoptera, Nitidulidae.